This is a messenger RNA of Rhinopithecus roxellana (golden snub-nosed monkey), 12158 nucleotides long. RefSeq names its product leucyl and cystinyl aminopeptidase (gene LNPEP). Gene Ontology annotation, molecular function: zinc ion binding; peptide binding; metalloaminopeptidase activity. Bases 107 to 3184 code for a protein of 1025 amino acids. The transcript has 18 exons. Gene Ontology annotation, cellular component: cytoplasm. The record is from RefSeq and is a predicted model, not a curated record. Lineage: Eukaryota; Metazoa; Chordata; Mammalia; Primates; Cercopithecidae. Gene Ontology annotation, biological process: proteolysis; peptide catabolic process.
CAGCCCUUGGAGGCCGCGCUGGGCAUGCUCAGUCUGCUGGGCCGCCUCAGCUUUCGGAGUAGGAAGCUCGGGCGCUCGGGCUGUGAGGAGCCGCGGAGGGGGGAAAAUGGAGCCCUUCACCAAUGAUCGGCUUCAGCUCCCCAGGAAUAUGAUUGAAAACAGCAUGUUUGAAGAAGAACCAGAUGUGGUGGAUUUAGCCAAAGAGCCUUGUUUACAUCCUCUGGAGCCUGAUGAGGUGGAAUAUGAGCCCCGGGGUUCCCGACUGCUGGUGCGGGGUCUUGGUGAGCAUGAGAUGGACGAGGAUGAAGAGGAUUAUGAGUCAUCAGCAAAGUUGCUGGGCAUGUCCUUCAUGAAUAGAAGCUCAGGCCUUCGGAACAGUGCAACUGGUUACAGGCAGAGCCCAGACGGGGCUUGUUCAGUACCCUCUGCAAGGACCAUGGUGGUCUGUGCUUUUGUCGUUGUGGUUGCUGCUUCUGUAAUCAUGGUGAUUUACUUACUACCCAGAUGUACCUUUACCAAAGAAGGCUGCCAUAAAAAAAACCAAUCAAUUGGACUAAUUCAGCCAAUUGCAACAAAUGGAAAAUUGUUUCCAUGGGCACAAAUCAGGCUUCCCACUGCCAUUGUGCCACUACGCUAUGAACUCAACCUACACCCGAACCUAACCUCGAUGACAUUCAGGGGUUCUGUGACAAUUUCAGUUCAGGCUCUUCAGGUCACAUGGAGUAUCAUUCUUCAUAGCACAGGUCAUAAUAUUUCAAGAGUGACCUUUAUGUCAGCAGUUUCAAGCCAAGAAAAACAAGUUGAGAUCCUGGAAUAUCCAUAUCAUGAACAGAUCGCCAUUGUUGCCCCUGAAGCCCUUCUAGCAGGGCACAAUUAUACGUUGAAGAUAGAGUUCUCGGCAAAUAUAUCUAGUUCUUACUAUGGGUUUUAUGGCUUCUCCUACACAGAUGAAAGUAAUGAGAAAAAGUACUUUGCAGCAACUCAGUUUGAACCCCUGGCAGCAAGAUCUGCUUUUCCUUGUUUUGACGAACCAGCAUUUAAAGCCACUUUUAUCAUCAGGAUCAUAAGGGAUGAGCAAUACACUGCUUUAUCAAAUAUGCCUAAGAAGUCAUCAGUCGUUCUAGAAGAUGGACUUGUUCAGGAUGAGUUUUCUGAGAGUGUGAAGAUGAGCACUUACCUGGUUGCUUUCAUUGUGGGAGAGAUGAAGAACCUGAGUCAGGACAUAAAUGGAACCCUGGUUUCUAUAUAUGCUGUACCAGAAAAGAUUGGUCAAGUUCACUAUGCCUUGGAAACAACUGUGAAGCUUCUUGAGUUUUAUCAAAACUACUUUGAAAUUCAGUAUCCACUUAAGAAAUUGGAUUUGGUGGCUAUUCCUGACUUUGAAGCAGGAGCAAUGGAAAAUUGGGGUUUGCUCACCUUCCGAGAGGAGACGCUUCUGUAUGACAAUAACACUUCUUCAAUGGCAGAUAGAAAACUGGUGACUAAAAUCAUUGCUCAUGAACUGGCUCACCAGUGGUUUGGCAAUUUGGUAACAAUGAAGUGGUGGAAUGAUCUAUGGCUAAAUGAAGGUUUUGCCACUUUCAUGGAGUAUUUCUCUUUGGAAAAAAUAUUCAAAGAGCUUUCUAGUUAUGAAGAUUUCUUAGAUGCUCGAUUUAAAACCAUGAAGAAAGAUUCCUUAAAUUCAUCUCAUCCAAUAUCAUCAUCUGUUCAGUCUUCAGAACAAAUUGAAGAAAUGUUUGAUUCUCUUUCCUAUUUUAAGGGAGCUUCUCUCUUGUUGAUGCUGAAAACUUACCUUAGUGAAGAUGUGUUUCAACAUGCUGUUGUCCUUUACCUGCAUAAUCACAGCUAUGCAUCCAUUCAGAGUGAUGAUCUGUGGGAUAGUUUUAAUGAGGUCACAAACCAAACACUAGAUGUAAAGAGAAUGAUGAAAACCUGGACCCUGCAGAAAGGAUUUCCUUUAGUGACUGUUCAAAAGAAAGGAAAGCAACUUUUUAUACAACAAGAGAGAUUCUUUUUAAAUAUGAAGCCUGAAAUUCAGCCUUCAGAUACAAGCUACCUGUGGCAUAUUCCACUAUCCUAUGUCACUGAAGGAAGAAAUUAUUCAAAAUAUCAGUCGGUAUCAUUACUGGAUAAGAAAUCAGGUGUCAUCAAUCUUACAGAAGAAGUGCUGUGGGCCAAAGUGAAUAUAAACAUGAAUGGUUAUUAUAUUGUACACUAUGCAGAUGAUGAUUGGGAAGCUCUAAUCAAUCAGUUGAAAAUAAAUCCUUAUGUUCUGAGUGACAAAGACCGAGCCAACCUUAUCAACAACAUCUUUGAACUUGCAGGCCUAGGCAAGGUACCUCUCCAGAGGGCCUUUGAUUUGAUUAAUUAUCUUGGAAAUGAGAACCAUACUGCACCCAUCACUGAAGCCCUGUUUCAGACAGGCCUCAUCUAUAACCUGCUUGAAAAACUGGGAUACAUGGAUCUGGCCUCAAGACUGGUGACCAGGGUAUUUAAAUUACUUCAAAACCAAAUUCAACAACAAACUUGGACUGAUGAAGGCACUCCAUCUAUGCGAGAGCUUCGGUCAGCCCUGCUAGAGUUUGCCUGCACCCACAACCUGGGGAACUGCUCCACUACUGCCAUGAAACUGUUUGAUGACUGGAUGGCAUCCAAUGGAACUCAAAGCCUACCUACUGACGUCAUGACAACUGUGUUCAAAGUUGGAGCGAAAACUGACAAAGGCUGGUCUUUCCUUUUGGGCAAAUACAUUUCUAUAGGCUCUGAGGCAGAGAAGAACAAAAUACUAGAAGCACUUGCCAGCUCAGAGGAUGUGCGGAAGCUUUACUGGUUAAUGAAAAGUAGCCUGAAUGGAGAUAACAUCCGAACACAGAAGCUGUCUUUUAUCAUUAGAACAGUGGGUCGACAUUUUCCUGGACACUUACUGGCAUGGGAUUUUGUCAAAGAGAACUGGAAUAAGCUUGUACAGAAGUUCCAUCUGGGGUCCUAUACUAUACAAAGUAUUGUUGCUGGAUCAACUUACCUGUUUUCAACAAAGGCACAUUUAUCUGAGGUUCAGGCAUUCUUUGAAAAUCAGUCAGAGGCAACCUUCCGGCUUCGUUGUGUCCAGGAGGCUUUGGAAGUCAUUCAGUUGAAUAUCCAGUGGAUGGAGAAGAACCUCAAAAGUCUCACAUGGUGGCUGUAGCAUGCACAACCGCACCUCAUUUUGUCGCCCAUUCAGAGAGCUUGUAAGCUUGGGCUCUGCUGCUUUUUCAAAAGCCAAGAUAAAGCCAGGAUCGCUGCCAAGUUGUUUGCACUCUUAGGAGUUCUAGUUAGCUCAGGGCCUGACUGUAUUUUUCAUCCGUCUUUUCUGAAAUGUCUUUGGGCAGUAUGUAGUUAUUUAUUAUAAAAUUAUAUUCACCUAAAUGCCAACCAUCUACAAAAACAAUGAGUAAUUUUUCUACUUUGAAGAUACACAAAUGGGGGAAAAAAACCCUGUUUUGGAAUUCUGUUCUAUUCCUCAGUAUACAGAAAGUUACUGACAUAGUAAAACAAGGAAAGUUCUACCCUAAGAGCCACCAUCACUGCAGGCCGCUGAUUUGUCAGCCAUCUGUUGCUUCUUAUUGAUAGAUGGUAUUGGAAUGUGGUACAAAGUUAGCUCUGAAGAAUAUGAUAAUGAAGACAAUAAAGCAUGCACUGUAAGAACCGACCUCAGGUGUGCAAAUCUACUUUGAUUUGGGGUUUUGAUUAAUUCUUUAUUUUUCUGAAAAAAAGGUUAAAUAAUGUCUGUAACUAUUGUGGUUUUUUUCCUGCAGAAUAGCCAGGUGCUACAGAUUUUUAAAAUUUUUGUUGUAUUGAAAAGCUAAACAAGGCCAAAAGGUUAAAUGUUUUGAAUAUUUAAGACUUUCUUUUUCAUCUUUUAUAGAGUUACCAUAGGAAACUGUUCCAAACUGAGUUAACUUUAAUUAAAAUUAUUUCAUUCAUAAACGGUGAUAGUCCCCAAAUCUGUACACCUUUAUCACUCCCUGCCGUAGAUAUACUUUAGGUUAGUAUUUCUACAUUCGUGGCAAGCAUUUUGCUAACACCAGUGUUUUUCAUUGUGACUUUUAUCGCUAUUACUAAGAAUGCAAUUUAAGUUGCCUUUUGGCAUCAUAGAUCAUAGAAACUUUCUCUCUGAAUCAUACCCAUGUGUGAAUUUUCAUUUUAUAUGAUAGUGUAGCAUAUUAUAAGCGUAUUUUAAAACAGGGCCUUUGAGAAAUUGAAAAAAAAAAUUAUUUGAAGUUCACCAUAGUACCUUAAAGGAACAAAGAGAAUGUGGGAUAGGAGUAACUUGAAUUCGUGUUUAGUAUGGUGGGCUUUGAAUUUUUUUCACUAUCAGAAAUCGUGCUUUUGUUUAGUUAAAAAUUAUAGUUUUUCUUUUUUGUGUGUCCAAACUAGCAUAAAAGGAGUGGUCAAAGAAGGAAAGAAAGAAAAAUGAGGGAGGAUGUCCAAAGCUGUAUAGCAUUUUACUCCUUCUGAAAGAGAAAUACUGUACUUGAAUUUUUGAGCUAUGCAGACUUAUACCUAGAUUGUUGUGUUUCUUUGAUUCUUAGGAGAAAAGCUGUCUUCCUAAUAACUAUUGAGAACUUUAUAUGUUUGAAAACAGUUUCUAUGUACAUAAAAAGGGUAGUUACCCAUUUGUGAGCACUUAAAACACUCCACAGAGUCAGAGAGUGGGAAAGGUCACCUUUUUUAUUCAGCAGGUAUAAAGUUAGAAUGUGUGGAAUUGUGAAUAAAAUUAUAUUUUAUUUUAUGAAAAUAUUUUUAUAUAAUAAAAUUUAAAAGGCUGGUAAGCUAAAAAAAUAGUCGUCUUUAAUCCUAGUGUGUUUUCCCCAAUUUAGUCUUUUCUAAACCUUAUCUGUUUUAGAGUAGAAAAUAUUAUAUCCUGAGAAUCACAGAAUCAUCUAAGUAUGUCUUAUUCAACUGAGGUGAUUGUAAGUCUUUAUUCUUGUGCUUUGGUUAAAUGAAUGAUAAUUUAGUUGAUAGUGAAAGUUAAUGUGUUUUUAUAUUUUUGGAGUGAGGGAAAAAUACUAAACUUUUGAGAAUUUUGUUGUUGUUGCUGGUUUUUUACCAUGUUGUACUAAAUUCCACUUUGAUACAAAAUUUAAAUUUUGUAACUUCUCAAGAUCAGUUAAGAUUCUUCAGUUUUACCUGUGCUUCUUGACAUCACUCCUGUAAUGUAUGUUAGUUAACUCUGCAUAUGGCAAAUCUUGUCUUGAAUUAUAUCAUUUCUCUCCCUCUCUCUGUCUCUCUCUGUCUCUGUCUCUCUCUCUCUCUCUCUGUCUCUCUCUGUCUCUCUCUUUCUCUCUCUCUCACUGUGUGUGUGUAUGUGUGGUGUGGGAGGUACUGUUAUGAGUAAAACCUUAUCAAAACUUGGCCUAAAAAAGAGAUAACUCAUGAUCCAUUGCUAUCUUUAUUACUCAAAGGCUGUUCAUUCCCUUGAUACCAGACCCAUAGUAGUUGUAGGUUUUUGUUGUUCUUGCCCUUACCUUAAUUAUUUGUAGUUUUAGUAGGCCUUGCCUCAGUUUUUCCCACAGAAUUCCAUAAUUUUAAUAUUGAACUAACCCAUCUAUCUAGGACUUCUAAAAACUACAUCAGGAAGGUGAGGUUAAAUGAGAGGUAGAAUUUGCGGUAUAAUAGGUAUAAUGGUAGCUUUCAAAGUUUUAUCUUCUCAAAACAUUGUCUUAGCCACUGUAUUUCUGAGAACUCAGACUGAAGCACAAAAGUCACAGUAUGCUUCUUUUAUUUAAGCACACAGAUUCAUGACACAAGUACUUGUUGAACAAGUGUUCUCAUUGCAGAGAGGUCUACUUGAAUAUAAAAGGGACAUCAUACUAGAUUAUUUAAAAAAAGAGAAUUGGAAAUCUAGAAUUGUGGAAGAAAUAUUUAUGCUUUGGAGAUCUAAAAAGUUAUGAAUGUAGGAAUUGGAUGAGUCCAGUUUGUUCUGUUAAUAUAAAAUGGUUAGAUAUAUUAAACUGCAAGUAGUAUCAGCUUCACUAUAAGCUUGGGCCUUCCUUCAUCCUGUUUUAUUUAAGUCUCUUUAAAUGAAAUUUUGUUGUCAUUGUUUCAGCAUUCAUGAACUUUCCUAGUAUCACAGGUUCUACUUUAAUUUUCUUUGCCAUAUGUGUUUCCAUUUUAUGGGACAUUAGCCACCAUAGGAACAGAAGAGUUGUCAGAAGACUCCUGGGUAUAGAGAGCAAAUCAAGCUGCAUCAGUAUUAUAGGGUACUAAACAGAAUCCUUUCUAUCAGGAAAUAAGAAAUCAAUUAAGUGUUGGCUGGGUGCGGUGGCUCACGCCUGUAAUCCCAGUAUUUUGGGAUGCCAAGGUGGGAGGACCAUUCCAGACCAGCCUGGAGUUCUAGACCAGCCUGGCCAACAUGGCAAAACCCCGCCUCUACUAAAAAUAUGAAAAUUAGCUGGGCGUGGUGGUGCACACCUGUAAUCCCAGCUACUUGGUAGGCAUGAGAAUUACUUGAACCCAGGAGGUGGAGGGUGCAGUGAGCCAAGGUUAUGCCGCUGCACUACAGCCUGGGUAACAGAGUGAGACUGUCUAAAAAAAAAAAAAAAAAAAAAAAAAAAAAAGAGUUAAGUGUUGAUUUUGUUGGAUUACUGACAGCUUGUUGAGGUAGAUUUUAAAAAGAGUCUGUUCAAACCAAAGUACCUGGAACCAUAAUCUGCCAUCAGAUUGCUAAACAUUCACAUAAUCCCCAUGUUUCACAGGGCUACAGGGAAGGCAAAUACAUCUCAGAUGAGCCACUUCCAAGGAGAGCAGUUCCUGGGCUGCAAAACUAGAUCUGGAUUUUGUUACUUAGGCCUCUCUAAAAACUGAGGUCAUGGAUAGGACGUAGCUUUUCUUCUCAUCUUUGCCAUUGUUACUUUUGUAUUUAGGGGAAUUAAAUCUCUUUUUAAAGAGCUUCCUUCCCCCUUUACCCCAUUUGUAUUUUUAAAAACUAAGGUAUAUAUAUUUGCUUGUUUUUGCAUUCUUUUAUUUUGUACUGCAUUCCCUGCUUUACCAAGUAAGUACCACAUAAAAGUGGAGGUGCAAAAGUAUGGUAAAUCUCUUCCCUUAACCUUAUUGCCUGCGUGGGUGAUAGCUAAUAGAAAAGUUGAUCGAUUUUUUUUUCAGUGGGUUUUUUGGGAGUAUAUACUUUUAAAAUGUAUAUAUAUGUUUUUGAGAGUUUUGUAUUAUUUCAUUUUAUAUAUUUUUUUCCUGAUGAAGGGUGAUAUAUCAUCCUAUGAAAAUUUCAUCUACCCUUCCCAUGUUACCUAUAUGGGCAAUAGCUACAGACUAGUUAUUUGGUUUCCUUCUUUGGAAGAAGGUGGUGAUGUUGAGAGGAGAGCAGAGUAUGUUCUUUUAAAAGUGUGUACAGAUGUUUUUGCUAUUUUGUGUUAUUUCAUUUUGUAUUUCAUUCAUCCAUUUUGUGGACGUGUAGCUAAAACGUGGUGGUCCAAAAGCAUGACAGAUGUUCCCUUUGCCUUUAUCCUUAUUGUUCUCAUGGACAGUAACUAACAGAGCAGUCCUAGUUGCUGUUGUUUUGAUCUAGUCUUGGGAGCUGGGGUUGUGUAUUCUUUCAAGUGUGUAUAAAUAUUAUGCCACCUUUUUAUACUUCAUUUUAUACUUGUUUCCUUGUAUGGAUGCAUAUAUAAUGAAAACAGGUUCAGAGUAUGACAAAUCUCCUCUUUUCCCUUUUCCUUAUUGCCUAUUUAGGCAGUAGCUAAUAGAGUAGUUUGUUUUGUUUUGGGGUGUGGGAGAGAGUGGAGUAUGCACUUAAUGUAUAUAAAUAUACUUGCUACUACAUUGUAUUACUAAUUUAGUUCAUACUGUGUCGUCAUAGACAUGAAAGUACCAAUGAAAUGUGGAGAUCUCAAUGUGUAACAGUCUCCCAUUCUCCUCAUCCCUUAUUGACUGCUAGGCAGUAGCUAACAGAGCAGUUGUCAAGUGGAGUAUUUGAGGUGAACGGGAGGGAUGGGGAAGGUAGGAAAAUGCACUUAAUGUAUAUACUUGUUUUUACUACUACAUUGUAUUAAUUCAUCGGGUGCCCAGACUGAAUGGUACCUAAUGAACCAUGGAGUUCCAGAUGUAUAACAGUCUCCUCUUUUCCCUUUCCCUUAUUGCCUAUGUGGGCAAUACUUAGAGUAGUUUGGGUUUAUUGAAGAUUUUUGCUAGGAGAGAGAAAAUGGUUUCAGGGUAAGAGUAUAUACUUUAAACAUGUAUAUAAAUGUUUUUGCUACUUUUCUGUCACAGCCUUUCUUACCUUGUCCUUUACAUGGAUAUAUGAAGAAAAUUGAGGUUCAGCCUGUAACAACUCUCCUCUUGUCCCCUUCCCUUAGAUUGCCUGUGUGGGCAGGUGUCUAAGAGAGUAGUUGAUUAGCUUCAGGGAUUCUUCUGUGGGUAUUGGGGUAUAUACUUUUGUAUAUGUAUGUACAUAUUUUUACUUCUUUAUUAUAGUGUUUAAUUGGGUACCCGGUCCUUCACUUGGACGUGUAGGUUCCUAAUGAGCUGUGGAGUUAUAGAUGUAUAACAGUCUCUUCUCCCUUAACCCUUUUUAUGUAUAUGGGCAAUAAUUUUGAAGUAGCUUGGAUUUUUUGAAGUUUUGAGGGGUGGGAGGGAUCUAAGGGCAGAUUAUAUACUUUUUAAAAAUGUAUAUAUACUUUUCAUUACUAUAUUGUAUUAUUUCAUGCUGUACCCAGUCCAUUGCUUGGACUUACAGGUACCUAAUGAAACGUGGAGGUCCGGAUGUAUGAAAAUCUCCUCUUUUCCCCUUUCCUUAUUGCCUCUGUGGGCAAUAAUUAUAGAGUAGUAUAGAUGGUUUUUCUUUUUUACUCCAUCUCCCUAUCUCCAGGAUGGUGGGGUGUGCACUUUUAGAAAUGUAUAUAAAUGUUCUUGCUUCUUUUUCCUGUUACUUCAUUGUGUGCCAAGGCCUUUCCAUGGAUACUUAGGUACGUAAUGAAAAUUGAGGUUCAUUCUAUGAAAAAAUCUCCCCUUCUCCCCUUCCCUUAUUGCCUGUUUUGGCAAUGACUAGUAGAGUAGUUUAAGGGAUUUAUUUUUUUGGUGGGGGGAGGUGGGGGAAUUUCUGGGUGUGUCUUUUUUUUUAAUGUAUAUAAAAGUUUGCUAGUUGUUGUUGUUGUUGUUCUUUCACUCUCAACACAGUUUUUUUGUUUAGAGUUGUAGGAAUCAAAUGUAAUGAGGGACCCAGACCCAGGAAUGUGGUAAAUAUUCUUUCCCUUCCUCAGAGCCUGUGUACACAAGCAAAUAGUAUAUGAGCACUACAGGGCUUGGGUUUUGGUUUUUUGCUUUUGAGGGUUUUAAUGAGGAGUGAGAUUGUGAGAGGAAAAGGCAAGAUAUAUAAUUUUUUAAUGUAUAUAAAUGUUUUGCCCCUUUUUGGUGUUAACUUCAUUUUGAAUCUGGUCCUUUGUAUGACCACUUAGGUACUUAAUAGUAAUAAAGUUGAGAUUAACUCUAUGAAAAAUAUCCCAUACUCCCCAUCCCUCAUUGCCUAGGGGGCAAUGGUAGAAUAGAUGUUUGGUUUCUUUUGGGGGGUGUCUGGGUGUGUGUAUGUGUGUGUGUGUGUGUGUGUGUGUGUAUACACACACAAGGACACACAUAUUUAUAUACUAUACACACACAUUUUAAUGUAUAUAAAUAUUUGCUACAUUCUGUGUUAUAUAAUGUGGUACCCAGUCCUCUGCUGGGACAUGUAUGUAUAUAAUGAAACAUGGAGGUCCAGACGUAUGAUAACUCUCCUCUGUUUCCCUUCCCUCAUUGCCUGCAGGGGCAAUGGUUUCAUAUCUUGGAAGUUUUUUAUUGUUUAAUUUUUUGUGUGGGGAGGGGUUCUUUGGGUGGGUAGUAGUUAGGGGGAAAGGACAGUGUCUAUACUUUUUAAAGAUGUAUAUAAAUGUUUUCAUGUUAUUGGUUUUGUACCUAGUCCUUUGCAUGGAUAUAUAGGUACCUAAUGAAAAUCGAGGAUCAGUGUAUGACAAAUCUCCCAUCCUCCCCUUUCCUUAUUGCCUGUGUUGGCAAUAGCAAGUAGAAUAGUUGUGUGUUGUUUACUUAUCUGUUUUGGAGAGAUUUCUAUUUUUGGUAGGGGAAUAUUCUUAAUAAGUAUAAAUAUGUUUUCAUAUCUUUAUUUCAUUUUGUAGUCUUUUGCAUGGCUAUGUAGGGACCUAAUGAAAGUUGAGUUUCGUAAUAUGACACCUCACUUCUUCUUUUCCUACAUAUGUGGUUAUUUUAUUUCAUUCUCUAGGAUCUAUUCCAUUAAGGAUACAAGUAUAUAGAUGCACAUAUAUCAUUUGCUUCUUUUUUCCCCCAUUAUUUUCCUUUAACACUAAGUCCCUUGCAAGGGACCUGACUGUACCUAACAAAAAUAAAGACCUACUAAAUCCCUGCCGUCUGGCUGGAAGGUAUAGCAGUGUAGUGAUGUAACUAAUGGCAACAAGUGUGCAGCAGAUAAAACAGGAGAAGACACUCGGCUAUGGUUGAGUUGUGAAAGCUAAUUAGAUCCAGCAUUUCUUAUGUUGAUUCAAAUUGAAUGAGAUAGUGAAAAGGGACCUGUGCUUUUGUAAAUUCUAGAAAGGCAAGAGGACAGUAUUGAAUAAAGAUGUGUUUAAACUUCAUUGCUCGUACAUCUUUUAGUAACUGGUAAACCGGCGAAGCUGAUAAGCCAAUAAGAGUGCUGUCUAGAACUCAUUUGCAAACCCUUAAGAGUAGCUUAUUCUUGAGGCCUGGACUUGUGGUUCAUCUAUAGAAGUCUGUUAUGAUUCCAUCAAUUGCAUAGCUUGUGUACCUGGUAGAAAUUGUUUGUUGGAGUGACCCUUUUGAGUUAUUGACAUGGCUCCGAUGAAUAGAACAUGAGCCCCAAAACUAAAUCCAAAAGGAAUUUUCUAUCUUUCAUCCCCCACAUGUGGCAAGACAAGUUAGCCCUUUCCUACCCAGAGUUAUUUUGUGUGACUGCAUCUUUCUCCGCUGUUCUCCAUUGUGUGCUUUCCUUUUUGUCUUUAGUGCCUACACUGUUAGGUGUUUUUCUUCACUGGCAUUCACAAAUUUAAGCCAUUGCUGCCUCAUUAGCCUUGUAUUUUGUGUGCAUAUCAUGUAUCCAGAACUGUAUGUUCACUUUAAGCAUUCUUACAUCACACUGUCUCUUCAUCUACCAUAUGGUAAAUGUUAAAACUCCACAUUUGUCUGCAUCAGAGAAAAUGCAUAUGCACACAUCCUCCCCGCCUCCCUCUCUGCUCUCUUCCCUUCCUUCAAGUCUCUUAGCAUUGUUUGUUUUCCCAUUUCUGACACUACUACUCCAUGCUGAAGAUUUGCCAUAUUACUGUUUUGGAAAUAUUGAAUGAUAGAACUCCUAGAAAAUUUUCAAAGAAAUGUUAUAUACUGUAUAUCAAACUCUCAGGUUCUAGUGUUGAAAAAGCCUAUACUUUGCUGUUACUUAUACCUGCUGCCAUAGAAAAAACUAAGUUGAUUCAUGACACAUUUAAAUUUGAUCAGAAGAAAAGAAAAAAGGGCACCUUUUCAGAGUUAGUCAUGGUAGUCAUUAGUGAUAUUUCUGAACAGUUCUUAACUUAAAAUACUUCAAAGGAAGUAAAGGUCAUGGCUUAGCUGAAGGAAAUGCUCCAGAAAUUGGACUUUAUAAACCAUCAGUACAAUAAUACGCUGUGUAUGUAUGUGUAUAUAAAAUGAGAAUUAUGGCAUAAUUGGAGCAUUUGCAUUAAUCAACAAACUCAGAUUGAGACGAAACUUAGUCUUACAGCUAGCUGUCUUGAUUAAAGCCAAGUGUUCCAUGUUGCUGUGAAGAAUAGCCUCUUUCAAAUACUUUGGAAAGUAGUCACUUGGAAACUUGUAAAGGUAUUACAUUUUUAUAUUUAAACACCUAUAGAGAUCUUCAAUUCCUUGAGUCUGAGCUUGUGGGUGGAAUUCUAAAUUUGUAUCAUAAUCUGUCUUUUGUGAAAGAUUUUGAAAAUAUGUAUAUAUAAUAUUGUAUAUGCAAAUUGUGUUGUUUCACUUGUAAAGGGAAAAGGCUUAUUUUUCUUUAUAUUUCUGAUAACUUGUUUUGCAUAUGACCAGCACUGACUGAAAGGCAUGUGUAACUGCAAACACUGUUGCUUUUUUGUGAAAUGAAAAUAAAAGUAUUUAAAUACAAA